This is a messenger RNA of Xyrichtys novacula (pearly razorfish), 3723 nucleotides long. NCBI's taxonomy places the organism in Eukaryota, Metazoa, Chordata, Actinopteri, Labriformes, Labridae. The record is from the annotation of a GenBank genome assembly.
AGAAGAAGAAGAAAGGCGGCGAGAAAAACAAUCAUGGCGGAUAGUGAAAACAUCCCCCCUGUGUAUUUUGCUGUCAGUAACAUUCCUGCUGCUUUUCGCUCCGCAGACCUUAGAAACUAUUUCAGUCAGUUCAUAGAAAGUGGAGGUUUUCAUUGUUUCCAUUACAGACAUCGACCAGAGGUCAUUAGGGAGACCGAGGUGACAACUGAGUGUGGGGACGAAGAGGAGGGCAGGAGGUCCGGACCUCCGGAGACCGACCCGGAGACUCCACAGAAGUCCGACACGAAGCAGAGGAAGACGACGUGCUGUUGUGUCGUUUUAGUUGAUGCUAAAGAUGCGGACAGGUUCGUCCGGAUGUACGCGGGGAACAACUGGAUUGACUCAAAGGGGAAUUGGCUGUCGAAACGAUGUGUUAUUAAAAGAGUCAGGGUCUCACAUGACAAAGGUUAGUAUGGGGGGGACUGAGUCUGGACUGAGUGUAAUUCAAUGUUAGUCAAAGAAAUGUGCUGUAUUAGGGUGACACUGAAAAUGCUGGAAAAUCAUACAGGGUAGCUUCCCACUUGUCACUUUUCAAUUGUCAGUCUUAAAUAGCUUAAAAAAUUAACUUUUACCCUCAUGUUUAGGGAAGAGUGGGGUAAGUUGAGCCAAAGGGUAGGUUGAGCCACCCCCUGUUGCUUGGAAAUGGUAAAAGAAAUUGAUCAUAUGACCAAAUAUUUAGGGAGUGUGCAUCAAUUCAUGGAGUCAGUGAAGGUUAGAAGCACAUGGGUGAAGAGGUUAGACAUUUAUUUUAAAAAAAAAAAAAAAAAAAAAAAAAAAACAUUUUUCACUCUUGAAAGUGGAUUUAGUCUGUCAUAAAAACUUUUGACAGACUAAAUUAAAAUUCAGAAUUGUGUUCAGACCAAAAAAGAUCAUUUUAAAAGUCCACCAUUUUAGCUUAGAGGACUAAUAAAGUCAUCAUAGUAGUUCUGGGGUAAGUUGAGCCAGUGACUCAACUGAGAAAGUAAAGAAGUCUGAUGAGAGGAUCAGAGUUUCAGUUCAGAUUGUUGAAAUGUGUUACUUUUCCUUUUUCAAAAAUACAGCUGUGACUGUUCUGAAUCACCUAAAGACAUUCUCAUGUUAAAAUGGCUUUUUACAAAACAGCUUUUUAACAGUUAUAUGCAAUAAUAAAAAAGAAUUAUUGUACCAGUUGAAUAGUGUAUAAUAGAUAAAAAUACACACGAAUGUGAAGAAGUGACUGUUAUUUAGGGAGAGAGAAGGUGAGGGAGGGCUGAAGUGGAGAGUGGAGGGGUGGUAGGGAUACGACUCAACUUACCCUGCUCUCCUAUGGUCAACUUACCCCAAACACGGGGUAAGUUGACCAUAGGAGACCACUUUUUUUGGCAUGCUAUAUUAUCAAGAAAGUUAUGUUUACACUCAUUCUGUUGGUUUGCAGGGAUGCACAACAUCUUAAAAUAUAUGCAGAUACACUAGUUAGAGACAAAACUAUGAUUGACUUGAUUAGUGAUCCGAAUAUAAAAAAUGGCUCAUCUUACUCCACUCCUCCCUACUUGUGAUGUGUACUUCUAUAUCCAACUGUUUUCCUUUUUUCAGAUGAUGGGUCAUUCCCCUACAAAACAAGGCAGGAAACACAGCAUCGGGUGUCCUUAAAAGAGUGCUUCACUGAUGCUGACCUGAAAAGCUUACCAGAGCUAAACCCACCUUCCCUGAUGCAGAAUGGUAAUGUAGGAACGCCGGUCAAAGUGUUCCUACAGCUCAUCCAGUCCUGUCGACUGCCGCCGCGCCUUAUCCGUAAACUGGGCCUCACUUUUCCAAAGACCAGCUCCAACCGCUGUUACGGAAAUGUACCUUUUCAGUACAGGGGCUCUGUGACCCUUCCAGCCACAGAAGAGACUGUUUUAACUGCUGCUGGACAUGAAAUUGCAGGACCUGGCAGAUUGGCUGCUCCAAACUCAGGAUGGAGGCAGAAACAUCACACAGAGACAACAGAGAUAAGAGAAGAAGAAGAAGAGGAGGAGGAGGAAGGGGAUGAAGAUGCACAGUCAAAUGCGGAUGAUGUGGGUUAAAGAUGUAAUUUUUAAAUUUAAAUGUAAAAACUGUCACUGUGAUGAACGGUGAACUUAGCUCAUUUUUAUGAUUUAUCUUGUUGGCUGUAGGAUGAUGACUGCUGCGAGGAGUGGGAGAGACAUGAGGCUUUACAUGAAGAUGUGACGAGUCAAGAACGAAGUAAAGAAAGGCUGUUUGAGGAGGAGAUUGAGCUGAAGUGGGAAAAGGGGGGCUCAGGCCUGGUGUUCUACACUGAUGCCCAAUACUGGCAGGAGGAAGAGGGAGGUAUGCAAACCAUUUUUUUUAUGAUGUACAGUAUAUUUUAACAAUUGCCCUGAUGUACCAUAAUAGAGGUUUACACUAUUAAACUAAGAUAUUAAGAUAAAAAAAGAUUAGCCAUCUUAGCUAGCGUGGUUUUUGGAAGUCACACUGAUGGGGAUCUUUAAUGAAAAUUGAAUGCAAUUGAGAUUAGAAUAAUGAACACGAUUUUUCAUGAUUUGACAUCUGCAUCACAGAACUUAACUCAAAAUCUCCUUCGAACUUGAAAACUCUAAAGUUUUUGAAAAUUAAUCAUUGAAAACAUAGUUUUGCCGUCAUAUAUUAUGACUGUAGGGAGCUGCAACUGUGAUUGAAAUUGAAUGAGUGGUUCUAAUGUUAUUGAUCACCCACUCCUUCCCUAUAUCCAGCCUAACAUCAUGAUUGUGUGCAGUUUUUUGUAAAACAGAUAAAGAUGUUAUAUGUAUUGAAAAGAAAAUUAUACUAUUAUUGUAAGACAAAGUCUAUACCGUGUUCUUUACUGAAUAUUUAACUCUCUAAUUUUUCUUUCCAUUCGUAGAUUUUGAUGAACAAACAGCAGACGACUGGGAUGUUGACAUGAGUGUUUACUAUGAUAAAGGUAUCUAAAGCUUUUUACUUUAUUCAAACUGACAAAAUGAAUAAUUUCCGCAAAGUAAGAUUUCUAUAACGCAGCUCUUUACUUUCAGAUGGAGGUGACAUGGAUGCACGUGACUUUGUCAGGAUGCGUUAUAAAAAAAGGCUCAGAGAGGGCCUUGAGGAUCGAUCUGGAUGCAGUCAGUCCAUUGGAAGCUUUGAAAGGUUCACAAAGGUAAGAAAAUCCCCCUUUAAUUGGUCUUAAUAUUUUCUUGUCAAGCUUACAGUGUAGGAACAACUUUUAAAUGUUGUUUUGGCCUUCACAGGGCUUUGGUCGUCGUCUAAUGGAAAAACAGGGCUGGAAGGAUGGCGAGGGAUUGGGAAAUAGUCAGGUUGGGAUUCCUGAAGCGCUUGAGAGUGAGGGCCAACAUCCCCACUGUAAAAGAGGCUUUGGGUGCGUUGACAGAAACAACAUAAAAAAAAACAACAUACACACAUUUUUGUUAACAAUUGAUCGGACACUCAUGCUGUUGUGUUUUAUUUCUGCAGAUACCAUGGAGAAAAACUGGUCACACGUCCAGUAAAAAAGGCCAGAACAGAUUUCCACAUUUCUACUGUGUAUGAUAAACCCAAAGAUGUAGAUGAAGGGGACACUUUACUGAGACGUCAACCUAAUACAUCUAUGAAGUACAGAGGCUGGCAGCCAGGUGGCAGCAUUGGUCCACAAAGAUGACAAUAACUCAAUAGUCAUUUAAAAUAAUUUAAACUCUUAUUUUUAAGAAUUGGUGAAUAAAAGUAUCAAACCACCCA